Molecule: messenger RNA, 716 nt
Organism: Fomitopsis serialis
Lineage: Eukaryota; Fungi; Basidiomycota; Agaricomycetes; Polyporales; Fomitopsidaceae
Exons: 1
Coding region: 210-662 (150 amino acids)
Source: RefSeq, a predicted model, not a curated record
AUGUGUAGUUGUCGAACACGAAACUGCGCGCGCGCACGGUCAGCCAGGCCGCGGCGGGAAGGCACACAUCUACGCACUGCCGGCCCGCGUUGUACGCUAAAUACGAGUUGAACAGCAGCUCCUGCAUCGCGUUCCCCCACCCCGAGGCUGGCCGCCGUCUCAGCGCGCGUCGCGGCGACCCGGGAGCAGGACGAGGACGCACCGUGGACAUGGUUCGCGAAGAAGAUGUACUUGCCGUCCGGGUCCUCCUGCUCGCUGUGCUGUGGCAGGGCGAGCUCGCGCUCGUGGUACUCCUGGUACAGCGGCGGGAAGAUGUGGUUCUCCGGCGGGUCGUCGACGAGGACGACGUACUCCUCCUGCUCGGCCUCCUGGAACGCGGUGCGGAAGAGCGCGACGGCCGAGAGCGCGAUGAGGGCAAGGAAGGCUAUUCGGGUGUAGCGCUUGUUGUGUGGCCAGCGGAGGCAGGAACGCGAGGCAUGUCGGUCGUGGCGGUCGUGUACAGGGGUGGGCAGGAUGUGGUCCUCAGAGGCCCGCGAGUGCCACGAAGAGCGUUGGCCGAACAUGGAGGGCUCGUCGUCGCCAGGGUGUGUGUUGGAAGAGCCUGGGCGGCAUGGCCUCUGCUCCACUCCCUCUCCCGCGUCCCGUCCUCGCAGCACGCUUAGGCGCCCGAUAUAUUCCGCUCGUGUGCACGACCUCGCCAUCAACACAUCAAGCAC